Molecule: messenger RNA, 1052 nt
Organism: Notechis scutatus (mainland tiger snake)
Lineage: Eukaryota; Metazoa; Chordata; Lepidosauria; Squamata; Elapidae
Source: RefSeq, a predicted model, not a curated record
AUGGAGGUACUUUUUGACCAUGCAGGCUGCCUUAAAAAAUAUGAGACUGCAGAGGAUAUUCUAGACGAAUUCUAUCAAGUCAGACUGCGUUAUUACGGUUUAAGAAAAGAGUGGCUCACUGGCAUGCUGGGUGCAGAAUCUGCAAAACUAAACAACCAAGCUCGCUUCAUCCUUGAAAAAAUAGAAGGGAAAAUAGUGAUAGAGAACAAGCCCAAGAAAGAAUUAAUCCAGGUUCUCAUUGAAAGGGGUUAUGAUUCUGAUCCAGUAAAGGCAUGGAAAGAAUCUCAACAGAAGGACAUUGAUGAAAAUGCAGAAGAAGAUACUGAUAAAGAAAAUGAAUCGACUGCAGCCAGUGGGCCAGAUUUUAACUACCUUCUGAACAUGCCCCUCUGGUACCUAACAAAAGAAAAAAAGGAUGAAAUGUGUAAGCAGCGGGAUAAUAAAGAAACAGAGUUAGAAAACCUGGAACAGAGGAAUCCUACUGACUUAUGGAGAGAAGAUAUGGCUGCUUUCAUUCAGGAACUUGAUGUGUUAGAAGCAAAAGAAAAACAGGAUGAGAUGUUAGGAAUCCCAGGCAAACCCAGCAAAGGGAAAGGAGGGAAAGCAAAAGCAAAAACCCUUCAGCUUCAGGAAAUCCUCCCUUCUCCCCAAGGGAGGAGAGUUAUCCCUCGAAUAACCAAAGAGAUGAAAUUGGAGGCAGAGAAGAAAUUAAAAAGAAAAAUCAAGACUGAAAAAAUUGAGCUUGAUGAGAAUCAAGAUCUCCCAGGGACCACCAAGGAACCAACGAAUCUUAAACAAAGAUUGAUGAAGAGACUGAAAAUGGAGUCAGGUGUCAAGACACAGUCCAAUAAGCCAAUAAAAAAAGCAAUGACAGUAAAUCCUUGGUCUGACUCAGAAAAUGGAAAUGGCUCUAAUGACUCUGAGCUUGAUUCUUAUGCGCAACACCACCAAGUGACAGCAACAUAUAUGCAGGAUUCUAAUUCAGAUACGGAUGAAGGUGCUUUGGCUGAAGCCUGUUUGAAAGAUAUAAUAAAACCAAAGGCUAUUCCUGC